AUGUCUGAAGCAACUCCUCCCAAGGGAAUUGAGGCAUGGAAAGUCUGGUCAAAGCAGCAAAUCCAUUCGGCAUUCUUCUUGAUAGAGCCGGAUGUGUGUAAUACAUACAGAUUCGACGAAGAGCUGGGGGUAUACUUGGGCUUCGCCGGCAAAGAGGUAAUCAAGCAGCUCGAGAACGUUACGUGGGACGACGAAGCGCAAGCACCCGCGGACAAGACGAAGCAGCAGGUUUACAUUUCCAUGGUCCGUGGCCCGCAGCGCAUCCAGCCGCAUUGCGUCCCUUUCGCUCCUGAUCUUGAGGCUCUGAGGAUCAUCAAUAACCUGAGACUCCCUGACGAUAUCGUCGACUCACUCACUCAAGCCGUCAAAUUUGGUGUCGGCAAUGACGUCGAAGACUUUGGAUCCGCACUCAGCUUCGACAGUCCCGCCUCUGACACUGGCUACGGAAGUGACCGAUUCCAUCACAGAUUCCAUUACUAUGAAACCCCCUGGAACGAACGGAGGUCCCAGGGAACUCCCGCUCUAUCCAACCGCCAUGAUGACUACGGCUUCCUCGUCAAAAUCUACUACGAAGGUGACACCGAAGAAAGGUCAGAAAACUGGCCCAAAGACGCUCCUCGGUUGGAAGAGAUGGGCAAGGAAGAAUAA
This is a messenger RNA of Colletotrichum destructivum, 648 nucleotides long. RefSeq lists its product as uncharacterized. Bases 1 to 648 code for a protein of 215 amino acids. Lineage: Eukaryota; Fungi; Ascomycota; Sordariomycetes; Glomerellales; Glomerellaceae. The transcript has 2 exons. The record is from RefSeq and is a predicted model, not a curated record.